Messenger RNA from Eutrema salsugineum, 2401 nucleotides. RefSeq names its product protein DA1-related 6. Bases 344 to 2254 code for a protein of 636 amino acids. Gene Ontology annotation, molecular function: ubiquitin binding. The record is from RefSeq and is a predicted model, not a curated record. The transcript is spliced from 11 exons. NCBI's taxonomy places the organism in Eukaryota, Viridiplantae, Streptophyta, Magnoliopsida, Brassicales, Brassicaceae.
CUCCCACGACCGAUUCAAUUCAACACAUUGAGAGUGAAUGAAAGUGGAUAUAUAUAUAUAUAUAUAUAUAUAUGUAUUUUGCUUCUGGAAAUUUCUGGAAAAUCUCGUGGAAGAUCCGGCGUAGUUUCCACACGAAGGAAAAGAAAAGCUAUGGCCUCCGAAUCCUCUUCUUCUCCUUCUUCUGCUUCUUCUCCUUGUUUAGCAAUAGCAUCUCACGAGCGGUUUGUACCAAGUGCCGUGCUCAUUGGCAAAUCUUGGGUUUGUCCGAUUCUUGUUCCUUUGGAUAUCUUAUUCGUCUCAGGGAAAAGGUUGGCGAGAUUGGUGAAGAAGUGGGAUACAGAGGAUGUGGUGCCUCUCCUGCUUCAAACCCUCCACUUCUGUGGAUCCUUUUGAAGCAGAAAUUGAUAUCGCCUUAGCAGUUUCACGGCAUGAAGCUGACAUUCAAGAAGGUGCACAGCUUGCUUUGGCCAUUCAAGAAUCUUCUCGUCUUCGUCAACGACAGGUGGAAGAGGAUAGAAGGCGCACCAGAGUGUUAGAACAGGAUGCGCAGAUAGCAAAUAGUAUUCUGUACGAGGAAAGAGAAAGGCAAAUUCAUACUAAUUCUGCACUGGAAGACGAGCAGCUUUCUAAGACCGUUGUGGAGAGCUUAAAGGAGAUAGCAAACAGAAAUCAGUUUGAGGAACAAGUGAGGAAGGAUGAACAGCUUGCACUGGUUGUUCAGAAGAGUCUGAACAUGGUGGAGUCUCCUCCUCAAAUUGAAAAACAUAAAAACAUUUCUCGUAGAGCUCUGUCGGAUGUUGACGAGCCGCUUGCGAAGGCAGUUGAGGAGAGUUUAAAGAGGAAAGGCAAAGGAAAGCAAUUUGAAGAUGAACAACUUAAGAAAGAUGAACAACUUGCUCUGUUUGUUCAGGAGAGUCUAAACAUGGCAGAGUCUCCUCCUCGAAUCGAAGAAAACAGCAACAUAUCCACUAGAGUUCCGUUGGGUGAAAAUGAACAGGGAGUUGUUUGGGAGAGUUUGAAGGGGAAAGGUCAACUAAAGCAAUCCAAAGAUGAGGCGGAAGAAGAUGGAAAGCUCCUAAAGGUGAACCCUCCUUGUAGCAUGUGUGGUGGUUGCAGCUCUGCAGUUGAAAAAGGAAUAUCUGUGGAUGUCUUGGGUGUUCUUUGGCAUCCUGGAUGUUUCUGUUGCCGUGCUUGUGACAAACCAAUUGCGAUCCACGAGGUUGAAAACCAUGUUUCAAACGCAAGAGGUAACUUUCACAAAUCCUGCUAUGAUCGGUACUGCUAUGUCUGCAAAGAGAAGAAGAUGAGAAAGUACAAUCAACAUCAUUUCUGGGAGGAGAGAUACUGCCCUGCUCAUGAAUCUGAUGGAACUCCCAAGUGUUGCAGUUGCGAGAGGUUUGAGCCUAGGGGAACUAACUAUGUGAUGCUUGGUGAUGGGCGAUGGCUGUGCCUAGAAUGUAUGGAAACUGCCGUUAUGGAUUCUGAUGAAUGCCAGCCUUUGCACUUUGAUAUGCGUGAAUUCUUCGAAGGCUUAAACAUGAAGAUUGAGAAACAAUUUCCCUUUCUUUUGGUGGAGAAACAAGCGCUGAAUAAAGCUGAGAAGGAAGAGAAGAUUGACUAUCAGUAUGAGGUGAUAACUAGAGGUAUAUGCCUGUCUGAAGCGCAGACCGUCACAAGUGUAUCAAAAAGGCCAAGGAUGGUGGGGCCGCGCAAGCAGCUAAUAGACAUGGUUACAGAGUCUCAAAGGGUUGUUCGUGAGUGCGAGGUCACUGCGAUUCUCAUCAUAUAUGGACUUCCGAGGUACUGUAACAGCUCUCUCUAUCUCUCUCUCUUUCUUGCGGCAAAUUGUCUCAAAUCAAAGCUCUCUUCACACACACACAGGUUACUAACUGGGUAUAUCUUGGCUCACGAGAUGAUGCAUGCUUAUCUUAGACUCAAUGGGCAUAGGAAUCUUAACAAAGUUAUGGAAGAAGGAAUAUGCCAAGUGUUAGGCCACAUGUGGCUAGAAUCUCAGACAUACGCCACUACUGAUGCUACUGAUGCUGCAGCUUCAUCGUCUUCCGGCACUACAGCUGCUACCACAUCGAAGAAAGGCGAGUGGUCUGAUUUCGAGAAGAAACUGGUGGAGUUUUGCAAGAAUCAGAUCGAAACAGAUGACUCACCGGUCUACGGUGAAGGUUUCAGGAAAGUUAACCGGAUGGUGACAAAUUCCAGCCUCCAGGAAACCCUCAAAGAGAUUACUCGCUGGGGUUGAAGACGAUUUCCACAUUCUAAGGUUUUUUAAUCACCCAUAUACUUUCUGUAUAGGUAUAUGACACGUUGACACAUACAUAUAUAUACACACACAUACAGACUCACGGCUUUCAAACCAUCACCACCAAGUCCCCUUAUGUGUUCUGCC